AUGGGUGUAGAUUCCAGACGCAGAAGGGAUGGUGGUUCCAGAUCUGGAAUGGGUGUAGAUUCCAGACGCAGAAGGGAUGGUGAUUCCAGAUCUGGAAUGGGUGUAGAUUCCAGACGCAGAAAGGAUGGUGAUUCCAGAUCUGGAAUGGGUGUAGAUUCCAGACGCAGAAGGGAUGGUGAUUCCAGAUCUGGAAUGGGUGUAGAUUCCAGAUGCAGAAGGGAUGGUGAUUCCAGAUCUGGAAUGGGUGUAGAUUCCAGAUGCAGAAGGGAUGGUGAUUCCAGAUCUGGAAUGGGUGUAGAUUCCAGACGCAGAAAGGAUGGUGAUUCCAGAUCUGGAAUGGGUGUAGAUUCCAGACGCAGAAGGGAUGGUGAUUCCAGAUCGAGAGAAGGAGAGGAGAUUCCACAUCCGAGAUGGGUGGAGAUUCCAAGUGCGGAAGGGAUGGCGAUUCCAGAUACGGAAUGA
This is a messenger RNA of Penaeus monodon (black tiger shrimp), 462 nucleotides long. RefSeq lists its product as uncharacterized. Bases 1 to 462 code for a protein of 153 amino acids. The transcript has a single exon. The record is from RefSeq and is a predicted model, not a curated record. Lineage: Eukaryota; Metazoa; Arthropoda; Malacostraca; Decapoda; Penaeidae.